Messenger RNA from Arabis nemorensis, 3009 nucleotides. Lineage: Eukaryota; Viridiplantae; Streptophyta; Magnoliopsida; Brassicales; Brassicaceae. The record is from the annotation of a GenBank genome assembly.
AUGUCGUUCAAUCGACUUCUCUUCCUUUACUUCAUAGUCUCUCUCAUCUUCUCCGGCUUCGCUUCCUCUGCAACAUUACCCACAGAUGAAGUGGAGGCUUUAAGAGACAUAGCGGCGGCGUUGAAUAAGACUAAUUGGAAGUUCACGGUGGAUCCAUGCAGCGGCGAAGAAGGAUGGAGAAAUCUUAACGCCGGCAAGGGAACCGAAGACGCCGUUACUUGUAACUGCUCCUCCGUUUGCCACGUCACCAGCAUAAUUCUCAAGGCACAAAACCUUGAUGGAUCUCUUCCUAAGUUUGCAGGACUUCCUUUUCUGCAAGAGAUUGAUCUGUCUAGAAACUUUCUCAACGGUUCCAUCCCUCCCGAAUGGGGAGCCUUGCCGCUUCUCACUACUUGGAAACCGGAUAAGCGGUCCAAUCCCAAAAGAGAUUGGGAACAUUACAAACCUUACGAGCCUAUUUCAGGGAAAUUACCUCCAGAGCUAGGGAGUCUACCUAACAUUGAGAGAAUCCUUCUUACCUCGAACUACUUGACCGGGGAAAUCCCAAGUUCAUUCGCCAAACUUAUUACAUUGACUGAUUUCCGUAUUGGCGACAACCAGUUCACCGGUACUAUACCAGAUUUCAUCCAGAACUGGACAGAACUUGAUAAAUUGGUUAUUCAAGCAAGUGGUUUAGUCGGACCGAUUCCUAGUGCCAUUAGUCCUCUUAGAAAGAUAACAGACCUGAGAAUCAGUGACUUGAGCGGACCCGAAUCUCCAUUUCCGCCACUACAAAACAUGACAUUGAUGAAGACACUGAUUCUUAGGAACUGCAGUCUUACAGGAGACUUACCUGCCUAUCUUGGACCGUUCAGUUCCUUAAAGCUCUUAGAUCUUAGCUUUAACAAACUGAGUGGACCAAUCCCGGAAACAUAUACCGCUUUGUCGAAUGUAGAUCACAUAUAUUUAACAAGUAACAUGUUAAACGGGGUAGUACCAACUUGGAUGGUAGACAAAGGAGACAAUAUUGAUCUUACUUACAAUAACUUCUCCAAAGAUUCCAAUACCGCAAAUUGUCAACAGAAAGCUGUGAAUAUGUUUUCAAGCACAAGCCCUUUAGUGGCAAAUAAUUCCUCAAACGUCUCGUGUCUGACUAAUUAUAUCUGUCCUAAGACUUUCUAUGGCCUUCAUAUAAACUGUGGUGGUAAUGAUAUAACAAUCAAUAAGACUAAGUAUGAUGCUGACACAUCGGGUGGUACAACCUUCUACGAUAGUAGAAACGGUUGGGUUUCUAGCAACACGGGACACUUCGUGGAUGAUGAUCGGUCUCCCGAAAAAGUAACUGUAUGGGAAAAUUCAUCAGCUCUUAGGAUAACAGAUCCUAGGCUUUACACACAUGCACGUCUCUCGGCCAUCUCCCUCACUUACUACGCGUUAUGUCUUGGAAAAGGAAAUUACACAGUCAAUCUUCAUUUCGCUGAAAUUAUGUUCACGGACAAGAACAUUUAUAGCAGUUUGGGAAGACGAUUCUUUGACAUAUAUGUUCAGGGUAACCUUAAGAUUAAGGAUUUCAAUAUUGCUGAUGAGGCAAAAGGUCUUGGAAGAGCUGUGGUUAAGAGUUUUCCAGUCACGAUUACAACAAAUGGGAAAUUGGAAAUAAGAUUGCAUUGGGCUGGUAGAGGAACUACAGCUAUUCCUGACAGAGGUGUAUAUGGUUCUCUCAUAUCGGCUGUAUCGGUAGAUCCAAAUUUCAUUCCACCAAAGGAAGAUGGCACUGGAAGCUCUGUUGGUACAGUGGUUGGUAUAAUAGUUGGUUCAACGGUGUUUCUUGUGCUUUUAAUCGGUGCUAUUUUAUGGUGGAGAGGCUGCUUAAGACCCAAGAGUCAGAUGGAGAAAGAUUUCAAGAAAUUGGAUUUCCAGAUCAGUUCUUUCUCAUUGAGGCAAAUUAAAGUUGCUACGGAUAACUUUGAUCCAGCAAAUAAGAUCGGGGAAGGUGGCUUCGGUCCUGUACACAAGGGAAUGUUGAAUGAUGGAACCGUUAUCGCGGUGAAGCAGCUAUCAUCGAAGUCAAAACAAGGGAACCGAGAGUUCUUAAACGAGAUUGGCAUGAUUUCGGCUCUGCAACAUCCGCAUUUGGUUAAACUAUAUGGAUGUUGUGUUGAAGGUGAUCAGCUCUUGCUAGUCUACGAGUACUUGGAAAACAACAGUCUAGCCCGAGCGCUUUUCGGUCCUCAAGAGACUCAAAUACGACUAAAUUGGCCAACAAGGCAGAAGAUUUGCAUCGGUAUAGCAAGAGGACUAGCUUAUCUCCACGAGGAAUCAAGACUCAAGAUUGUCCACAGAGACAUCAAAGCCACUAAUGUCUUGCUGGAUAAAGAAUUAAACCCAAAGAUUUCUGAUUUCGGUCUUGCUAAGCUUGAUGAAGAAGAAAACACACACAUCAGCACACGAGUCGCAGGAACAUACGGAUACAUGGCUCCAGAAUACGCCAUGAGAGGCCAUUUGACAGACAAAGCAGACGUUUACAGUUUCGGCGUUGUGGCUCUUGAAAUCGUUCACGGAAGAAGCAACUCAAGCACACGAUCCAAAGGCGAUGACUUCUACCUUCUUGACUGGGUACACGUUCUAAGGGAGCAAAACAAACUACUGGAAGUUGUAGAUCCGAGGCUAGGAACAGAUUACAACAGAGGAGAAGCAACGACGAUGAUCAAAAUCGGAAUCCUCUGCACCAGUGAAGCUCCGGGGGAUAGACCGUCGAUGUCUACGGUGGUGAGUAUGCUCGAAGGACAUUCUACGGUGGAUGUUGAGAAGCUUCUAGAAGCUUCGUUUAACAGAGGAGGUCAGAAAGAUGAAGAGAGCGUGAGAGCGAUGAAGAAGCAUUACGCAAUGAUUGGUGGAGAAGAGAUAACGAACACGACGGAUCGAACUAUCUCCACCGACGGACCAUUCACGUCGUCUUCUACGUCCACCGCAGCCGACGAUCUUUACCCUGUUAAGCUUGAUUCUGCUUAUUGGGACACUAGAGCUUAA